This is a messenger RNA of Zophobas morio, 1556 nucleotides long. Its product is annotated as carboxypeptidase Q-like. Gene Ontology annotation, biological process: proteolysis; peptide catabolic process. Bases 39 to 1475 code for a protein of 478 amino acids. Gene Ontology annotation, molecular function: metallodipeptidase activity. The record is from RefSeq and is a predicted model, not a curated record. Lineage: Eukaryota; Metazoa; Arthropoda; Insecta; Coleoptera; Tenebrionidae. The transcript has 5 exons.
ACACGACUGCUUCAGUGGUGUUCAGCUUACGAUCCAUAAUGGGUGUUCAUCGAAAUUUUAUCCUUUUGUUAACAGUAACCUUAACUUUCGUAACGUGCAACGUCUCUAACAGUAAAAUUGAAGAUGAAUGUAAUCUUUCAGCUGAGUUAAAGGCCGAGAUUGCCUCGUAUUCUUCAACUGUGGAAAAAAUUAUUAACGCUGCUGUGGAUGGAAGCUUUAAAGGAGUAACAUAUCAGGAAUUGAGCCUUUUUGUUGAUACAUUUGGUAACCGGAUAGCGGGUUCACAAAAUUUAGAAAAUGCAAUCGAUUAUAUGAUAGAUAAAUAUACAGCUGACGGCUUUGAUAAUGUUCAUGGAGAAGAAGUUCAAGUUCCGCACUGGGUGAGAGGAUCCGAGUCUGCAAUACUCGUUGAGCCUCGCAACGCUACUCUGUCUAUACUUGGUUUGGGCACUAGUGUUGGCACACCUCCUGAAGGAAUUUUAGCGGAAGUGCUGGUAGUUAAAUCCUUUGAUGAUCUACAAAGUAAAGCUGAACAGGCGAAAGGCAAAAUCGUAGUCUAUAAUGAAGACUUUGACAGCUAUUUUUCUGCUGUCGUUUAUAGAAGUAACGGUGCCACAGAAGCUGCUAAAGUAGGAGCUGUAGCAAGUCUUAUACGAUCAAUGACAGAUUUUUCCCUAAAUACGCCUCAUACGGGCCUGCAAAGUUAUGAAGAAAAUGUUACAAAAAUACCUGGAGCUGCUAUCACUAUAGAAGACGCCCAUUUGCUACAAAGAUUACAAGACGAGGGUAAAACAAUCAAGAUGUUAUUAAAAAUGGAAGCUCAAAAUCUUCCAGACACGACUUCGAGGAAUCUUGUUGCCGAAAUUGAAGGUACAGAAUAUCCAGAGAAGGUGGUGAUAGUGUCUGGUCAUAUUGAUAGUUGGGAUGUCGGUGAAGGUGCGAUGGAUGAUGGUGGAGGCGUGUUUAUUUCCUGGGGAGCGUUGGCACUUUUGAAAAGUUUGGGUCUGAAAGCUAAAAGAACCGUAAGGUCAAUAUUUUGGACAGCCGAAGAAUUUGGUUAUGUAGGAGCAUAUCAAUACGCUAUAGAUCAUGCCAACGAAACCGAUAAUUUAAUUUUUAUGAUGGAAUCCGACUUUGGAACUUUCAACCCUAUAGGGCUAGAAUACAGUGCUGGUACUACUGGAGGAUGUAUACUACAAGAAGUCAUGAAACUACUUGCUUCCAUUAAUGCAACAGGAACACGACAAUCACCUGCAGUAGGUUCUGACAUCGAAAUAUGGACUUCAGAUGGCGUGCCAGGUGCUUCUCUUGAUACUGAAAGUGAGAAAUAUUUCUGGUAUCACCACUCAAAUGCAGAUACUCUAGAAGCAGAAAGUACUGAUUAUCUAGAUAAAAAUACCGCUUUGUGGGCAUCUGUUGCUUAUGUUUUGGCAGAUUUAAGUAUUGAUUUUCCACGAGAGACGACGGAUGGAUAAGAGAGGAUCAGUUUAAGAUUAUUGUUAAAUGUACAAUUGGUGACAAAAUCUAACAAGUUGUAAAUAAACAAUUAAUAUGUA